Molecule: messenger RNA, 270 nt
Organism: Zalophus californianus (California sea lion)
Lineage: Eukaryota; Metazoa; Chordata; Mammalia; Carnivora; Otariidae
Product: 60S ribosomal protein L7a-like
Exons: 1
Coding region: 1-270 (89 amino acids)
Source: RefSeq, a predicted model, not a curated record
AUGCUGAAAGGAAAGAAGGGGAAGGGGAAGAAGAUGGCCCUGGCCCCUGCUGUUGUGAAGAAGAAGGAGGCCAAGAAGGUGGUCAAUCCCCUGUUUGAGAAAAGGCCCAAGAAUUUUAGCAUCGGACAGGACAUCCAGCCCAAAAUGGACCUCACCCACUUUGUCAAAUGGCCCUACUACAACUGGCUGCAGUGGCAAAGGGCUAUUCUCUAUAAACAUCUGAAAGUGCCUCCCGAGAUUAACCAGUUCACCUGGGCUUUGAACCUUUAA